Lineus longissimus is the source of this 2439-nucleotide messenger RNA. RefSeq lists its product as uncharacterized. The transcript is spliced from 3 exons. Bases 564 to 1265 code for a protein of 233 amino acids. NCBI's taxonomy places the organism in Eukaryota, Metazoa, Nemertea, Pilidiophora, Heteronemertea, Lineidae. The record is from RefSeq and is a predicted model, not a curated record.
UUUUAUUGUCCAUUGCAUAAUAUUUUUCAAUUCAUUGGCAACUAUGACUUUCCAUAUGUCAUAGUUGGUGACUUCAAUAUAGAUGCUUCACUUGCUACAAACUACUCCACAGUCUCAAAAAUAGAAUCCAUUCUUUGUAGCCUACAACUUAUUGUGCAACCAACAACCAUCUACAACACACUUAUUGACUGGGCAUUUACUAACAUGAGACCGAACAUUGAAGUCAUCACAUCAGUAAUAUCUGAUCACAAUAUAUUAUCACUGCAAUGUUCCUAAAUUGUCACAAGUAAAGUAGUGAUUUCUGGUCAACUUGCCUCCACACAAUAUGCAAAUGCUUGUCCUUUAAGUAUUAACGGUUUUGGGUCCCAGUCUAUCUCACUGAUUGCCAAUGUGUUUUGAAUACCCAUAAUGAUUAUGUUUUUGUUUAUUCAGGGUGCAGACGAUAGACUUGGUCUUCUUUUCAUGAAAUCAAUAGCAUUUGCCAUCAGUUGUAGAAAAAAUUUACUCAAUUUGCAAUAUUUUUCUUUUUUCAUUUAUCAAAUGAGACCAUCGCUGAUGUAAAUAUGGAUUCAAAACUGGAUUUAUUUGGUAAUAAUGCUGACAAACCUGAAGAAAAACCCAAAAGAGCCCUUCCAUCAACUUCUACCACAGCUAUGAACAAACGUGAACAAACAACAACAUUAUCAGGUACCAUGGUUUCUACAAGUUCAACUACUGCACUAACACCAAAAAAAGAUCACACACAAAAUCAGAUGCAAGGGUACCUACAUGCUGUUCAGGAGAGAAAAAAUGUCAUCACAUUCGAGCUUCAAGUACAGCAGGACCAGUAUUGCCAUGGCAUUACCUUUGAUCCCGACAUCUGCAGGACUGUUAUGUUAACACUUAUGCAGGAAAAAAAUCCAGUCAUGAUUGAAAACUACAAUUUGAUUCCAUCUCGUUUGAAUCCAGGUCAAGAUCUCAAACUCACAUCCAAAUCCAAAAUGACUCCAAUAUCCCACCAGCUGCAUUAUGAGCACAAACCACCCACACCGUUUACAACAGAACUUGAAAAAAUUGCCACCAUUUCACCAAAUACUAAAAUCAAUGUUCAAGUUGUCAUUCUUGGUGAAAACCCAAAAUGUGAAACUAAAACUGUCGCCUCUGGACCAAUAAGGUUGCAAACAAAGUAUGUUGCUGAUGACACUGGUAUCACUAACCUGUCCACAUGGGACAAAAAUAUUGAUCAGCUUCAGGUCAAUAACACUUACAGGUUGGAAAAUCUUUGAGAAAGAAAAGCACCUGUCAACUACACCACAAACCACUAUCACUAACAUUCCACCAUUAACCAAUUAUGUCAAAUUGGAAACUGCAACUAUUCAGGCCGAAAUUGUUGCCAUACAAAUAACAACAAAAUAUCAGUGUCUAUCAUGCAGUCACCUAAAUGCAUUCAUCUCUAAUACUGGCACAAUAUCUCGUUGUGACCAUUGUGGCAACCAGCAACUUGCACUUAAAGCCAAGAAAAUCUUCCAGGGCGAUGGCACAUUUCAAACACAAACUCAGGAAACUUACAAACCUGCAUUCAGAUCUGAUACUUUGGACGAAAUUCUUGAUGCUAUCAAAGCAUCCACAGUGUCAUCCACAUCAGAACAUGAUGAGAUGCCGUCAGCUGAGCAUAUUGAGUCAUUCCUUCUUGAAUACGAUGACAACUUCACCGUCACAUACUAAUCCAAGAACGAAUAUAAUCUCCACUCUCACAACCAGUCAAUAAAGCAGCAACCUGUACCUUUCUACAUGCAUAAUAGCCUGAACAGUUAACAACAUUUUGCAUCACAGGCCUCCAUCGUUGUAAGAGGGCAACCAGCAAAAUUACUCGACAUGUCUACAUUUCAUUUUAGCAAUUCUCAAUCUUGUCAUGGCAGAUAUUGCUUCAGUGUUAUAUUAUCAUCAUGCAUACGCAUUUGUAAUCUUCAGCAUUUUAGAUCAUUAGUGUUACUUUAUAUAUUACAUCUCAUAACUGAUCUGUGUUUUUAACAUUACUGAUUUCAAUCAUUGCGAAUACUUCCUGCAGCUGUAGUAUUACAUGUAUCCUUGGAAAGGCAUCAUUUCCAAUCAUUGUACUCACAACUUCAUCACUGCUGUUAUUUCAUAUGUUCUCAUCUAUCAUUUCAAUCAUUGGAAAUAUUUCAUUCUAAUCACCCUUGCUCAGAUAUAAUUCUGUAUCAAUCCAUCUCGUAAUUUCAAUCAUUGCGAAUACUUCCUGUACCUGUAGUAUUACAUGUAUCCUUGGAAAGGCAUCCUUGGAAAGGCAUCAUUUCCAAACAUUGUACUCACAACUUCAUCACUGCUGUUAUUUCAUUUUUGGUUACAUUAAUUUUACCUAUGAUUACAAAUCAGAGUAUGUUAAUUUCAAUCAGUUGCUGGACAACUACAAUUAUUUUCAAUAAAUAAAUGUUAACUUUA